UUCCUUCUUGUUAUAGCGCGGAACUGAUGCCGACUUUAUAGUGCUAUCUUACUGAAUAAAGCUGAUGACACAUAGCUGGGCAUUUCACCUGGUCGCAUUAUACCGACAAUGUCGAUAGCUAUGAAGAAGUAGCAACUACCAUUUCUAUAGAGUUUGGUAUGUAUGUCUCGACCAGGCGAUAUAAUCCAAAGCUUUCAUCACAGGGUAUCAGUGGACAAUCAUUAUAUCAAACUCAUAGCCUCUGAUGGAAAAGACUUCAUUCCAGUUGAUGCGGAAUCAUUCAUUUUCAGUCCAGGAGAACGGUUUGAUUUUAUUUUAACUGCGAAUCGGUCUGUUGACAAUUAAUGGAUCCGUGCUGUUACUACAGGUUCAAAUGAGGCAAUUUUGAGGUAUAAAAAUGCGCCAUUGGUUGAACCCGUUACCUCAAGGAAAGAAUGCACACCGACUUCAAAAUGCUUUGUCGUUAACUGCCCAUUUUCAUAUUUCCCCCAGAAGGAUUACAUAACCUGUAACCGUUUUGCUGACAUGCGAAGACUAGGAAAUGAUCCUGCACCGUCCUCUAAUGGAAUUGAUUCUGUGUUUAAGGAAUAAUUUACGUUACUUGUGAAAAUGCUGGAUGUGGAGAAAAUAAACUUUGUAAGUGCAUGCAUUCAAUAUUAUUCAAUGAAAAUGAAAUCGUUCAGCUUUUACUCAAUAUGGGUAUAGGAAGAAGAAGAGCGCACCCUAUACAUCUCCAUGGUUAUUCGUACUACGUUGUCAUGAUGGGGUAUUCAACUUAUAACAAUGUGACAGAUGAAUUCAUCUCACAAAACACGGACAUUAACUGUCGUGGUGUUGGUGGCCAAAACCAAAGCUUCUGUAAUAAGGCUACGUGGAGCGAUCCAAGCUGGCUAGGAGGUAAUGUACCGGGUAUAGAGCUUCAACAUGCACCGCGGAAGGACACACUUUUGAUCCCCAGCGGAUCAUAUGCGGUGAUACGAAUAAAGGCCGGUUACUGGGGCGUGUGGCUGAUGCAUUGUCAAAUAGCUCCUCACUUUCAGGAUGGCAUGGGGUUAGUUUUGAAUGAUUCCUUCGCGUUGCAAUCAAAAUCAUCUCCGCCAAUCGGGUUUUCUCAGUGCAUGAGUUUUCCAUCGGCGUAUGAAACGAGGAAGGAUGGUGAAAUAGAAGAAAGGAAAGAUGCCGUAGUUGAUGAUGACCAGACAUCUGAAAACAACGUGUACAAAAUGGCCUUCUGGGUGAUGUUACCUGUGAUGAUGGUGCUGCUUCUGCUCAUAAUUGCCUACAUCGUAUAUCUUCGCAAACAAAACCUGACAAUCAUACAGGGAUCGGAUGCUGGAACGGAAAUGACAGUCAGGUUAUAAAUCAACCUUUUUUUGAUCAUGGCGUCCAUUUUGUUUUUCUUGCAUUGUCAUUCUAAGAAUUGCCCGAUGCACUUCUAACAGCAACUGAAACUAUUUGUGUGUUAACAGACGUACGUAUUGACAAAUGAAUAAUUGUAAAACAAAACAGAAUGAUAGGGUUUGUUGCCAAAUUCCAAAUUAAGGUUCACAAAAGAGACAAAAUCAGAGUAUUUUCGACUAAAUGUUCGUUCCUCCAAAUGUUAUAGAAAGGUGUUCAGGAGGAAAGCAUGACAGCAAGGGGUCUUGAAGGUGUUUGUUUUGGUGACAUUCCUGAUAUAUAACAUAAGUCACGUUUGUGGUAAUAGUUUAAGGCUUCAUUGUAUUUGUCUAACCUUUUCCGGUGAAUUAAUGUCUUUAACACUACUAGGAGUAUUCAUUUAUAUAUAUUAAAACUGAUGUUUA
Pecten maximus is the source of this 1802-nucleotide messenger RNA. RefSeq lists its product as uncharacterized. Gene Ontology annotation, cellular component: plasma membrane. Lineage: Eukaryota; Metazoa; Mollusca; Bivalvia; Pectinida; Pectinidae. The coding region runs from base 645 to 1361 and encodes 238 amino acids. The record is from RefSeq and is a predicted model, not a curated record. Gene Ontology annotation, biological process: iron ion transport. The transcript is spliced from 2 exons. Gene Ontology annotation, molecular function: oxidoreductase activity; copper ion binding.